This is a messenger RNA of Caenorhabditis remanei, 846 nucleotides long. RefSeq lists its product as uncharacterized. The coding region runs from base 1 to 846 and encodes 281 amino acids. NCBI's taxonomy places the organism in Eukaryota, Metazoa, Nematoda, Chromadorea, Rhabditida, Rhabditidae. Gene Ontology annotation, molecular function: structural constituent of cuticle. The transcript is spliced from 2 exons. The record is from RefSeq and is a predicted model, not a curated record.
AUGUCAGCACGUGUUGCUGGCUACGCGGCGAUCGCCUUCUCCCUCUCCUCCCUAUUUUUGGUGGCUACAUUCGUCCCCGCCCUCUGGAAUAAAAUCAAUGAUAUCACCGGGGAACUUCACUAUGAUAUGAAUGAAUUCCGUGAUUUGCAUAACGAGGUUUGGGCCAAUAUGCGUGGAGAGACGUUCGGCGAGUCAGUGGUUCCAUUUGCCAGAAAGAAGAGACAGACGACGAGACCAGGAGAAUGUGUGUGCAAUUCGAACAGUGCUUGCCCACCCGGAGCCUCCGGACCCCAAGGAACACCGGGACUCGACGGUACUCCAGGACAAGCCGGUGAGCCCGGAGCACCCGGACUCCCAGGAAACUACCCAUCAAUCAAUAUGGACGCCCAUCAACAGUGCCGUAUGUGCCCACCAGGACCACCCGGAUUCCCUGGACCCGCCGGCGCGCCAGGCGCCCCAGGAGACAAAGGAAACGACGGAGCGGCAGGACUCCGCGGACCCGACGGACACCCAGGACACCCCGGUAAUCCGGGUUACGGUGGCGAGCCGGGAGCACCCGGAAAUAAUGGAGAACCCGGAGAGAAGGGACGUGACGGAACACACGGAUCGAAGGGAGCCCCAGGACCACAAGGACCGUCUGGACCAGUCGGACAGCCAGGAUUCCCAGGACAACCAGGAAAUGAUGGGAAUAGUGGAGUGCCGGGAAUUCAGGGAACACCUGGAGGACCCGGGGAGGAUGGAGCUCCAGGAGCACCAGGAUUCGAUGGACAACAGGGACCGAGUGGAACGCCUGGAGAGGAUGCAAACUACUGCAAGUGCCCACCAAGAUCCAAACUUUCUCGUUAG